Magnolia sinica is the source of this 563-nucleotide messenger RNA. Its product is annotated as small ribosomal subunit protein eS28-like. Bases 161 to 358 code for a protein of 65 amino acids. The transcript has 2 exons. Gene Ontology annotation, molecular function: structural constituent of ribosome. Lineage: Eukaryota; Viridiplantae; Streptophyta; Magnoliopsida; Magnoliales; Magnoliaceae. Gene Ontology annotation, biological process: maturation of SSU-rRNA; translation; ribosomal small subunit assembly. The record is from RefSeq and is a predicted model, not a curated record. Gene Ontology annotation, cellular component: cytosolic small ribosomal subunit; ribosome.
AGAUCCAGUGUCCUCGGGUCGAGUAAUAAGUUUUGUAGAAUUCCUCGUCUCUCUAUAUAAGAGGUGAACUAGGGUUUUUCCAAUCUCCCUCUGGUGUUGGUGCUGAAGAGCUUGAGCUAAACAGCUGCUGCAAUCGCUUCUUCUCUCCAAAUUGCGCAGAAUGGAUAUGCAAGUGAAGCUAGCAGUGGUGGUGAAGGUGAUGGGCCGCACUGGUUCAAGAGGACAGGUGACUCAGGUCAGGGUCAAGUUCUUGGAUGACCAGAAUCGACUCAUCAUGCGGAACGUGAAGGGACCCGUUAGGGAAGGUGACAUCCUCACCCUGCUCGAGUCUGAAAGGGAAGCAAGGAGACUGCGCUGAGCAAGGUUCUGUUCCCCAACUCCCUGGUUUUGUUAGGUAUGUUUUCAUUUACAUCAUCCCUUGUUUGGCUAUGCCAAAAUCCUUUGAACUUUGUAUGAGAGAGCAACCGACUGCUGAGAUGAAAAUCACAGGAUUUGGGAUUGAUUUAAGAUUUUAGACUUGAUUACUAGAGAAGUCAUCAAAGAACUUUUUAGAUUGUGAGGAA